AUGACCAUCACCAUCCCCGAGGAGUAUGCCGAGCUCAUGAAGCCGAAUGGCCAUGGCAACUACCUGUACAUCCCCCAGCGGUUUAGUGAGCUCCACCCCGGUGCGGUCGGCUUUUUCGACAAGUAUGGACUCUGGAACACCAUUACCGAUCUAUCAGUUCCCGGUCGUCCCGAGAAAGAUGGCUACAAGGCUCCUAGCCAAGCGGUCUAUUAUGAUAAACCCUCUGAGAGCGUUUGGAAAACCACCACUUCGAGCAAAGAGGCCGAGGCCAGCUUUGGACUUACGGGAGGUCUCUCGGGUGCUCUUACUGCUGCCCCGGUCGAUGUAUCCGCCGAAGCGAAGAACAAAUGGGGAAAGACUGGUAAAGCAGCUCUCAUCACGGAUGACUCUGUUGUGGUGAACGAGUUCCUCAAGGCUCCAUGCAGAGACGUGAUUACGGACUGGGUCAAGCAAAACGCACAAACUCUGGUGAAAGGACCAUGGGGUAGCUAUAUCAAGGAUUAUGGCCUAUGGGCGAUCAAGAAGACCUGGUCGACUCAAGAGUGUGCCAUUACCAUGACGAGCGCCCAUAAUCGUGAUACCAGCGCCGGAAUUGAUGUUGGAGCCACUGGUAUUGGAAAGGUCGGAACCAGUGGGUCUUCGACUUCUAAGAGCAACAAUGAGGGUUGGACGACAUAUAAAGCUUCCGAGGAGGACAAGGCGCUUGUUGUCUCGUACGGUGGAGCUAGCUUCAGGCUUCAUCGGUUCAAGAUGUUCCAUAGCAAGAACCCCCUCACCCAAGUCCAAAGAGAAGCCUCCGACUCAGUCGAGUAUGCCAAGCCCGUUUUCGACGAGAAUGGAAACCAGACUGGUGUAGAGUUCUUCAGACCAGUAUGCGAUGAAAACGGAAAUGUGGUCGGAGAGCAGAAGAUUGACAGGGAGGUCGAGCAGAAGGCGAGAGAGGAGGAGCAGAAGAAACUAGAGGAGGAGAACGCUGAGUUUGAAGAGGAAGUUGUCGUUGAAGGCGAUGAGGUUGUGGGAGAGGACGAAAGUGAAGCUGAAGCGGAGAGAGAAGCAGCUCGCGCACUGGCAGAGAGGCGCAAGAAAUUCUCUCAGAAGGUCAUGACGAUCCAUAACAACCCUGAGUUGAGUGAGGAACAGAAGAGGCAGGCGUUUGCCGCACUGUUAGCUGCCGACGUGACUGUGACCACUACGACAAUCCCGGCGUGA
Messenger RNA from Penicillium odoratum, 1209 nucleotides. RefSeq lists its product as uncharacterized. NCBI's taxonomy places the organism in Eukaryota, Fungi, Ascomycota, Eurotiomycetes, Eurotiales, Aspergillaceae. The record is from RefSeq and is a predicted model, not a curated record. The transcript has 3 exons. Bases 1 to 1209 code for a protein of 402 amino acids.